AUGGCUACUCGCGCACGAGGUCGAGCAUGUUCACGAGAGAGUAGGGAUGAGCAACCGGCUGAUAACCAUGCCGAGUUCAUGGUGGCGAUGGCGAAUCUGGUGAACACCAUGGAGGCGAAUGCUGCUGCGACUCUGCAGGCUUUCGUGGAGCAUGUGGUUUAUCAACUAGUGGGAGAAGCUCAGCAAUGGUGGCAAGGAGAGCGCCGACUACUACACCAACAGAACAUGAACAUUACCUGGGCGUUAUUAGCUUUUUACAAGAAGUACUUUGAGUCAAUAAAGGAGGCCAGAGAGUUGGAUUUCUUACAGUUGAAGCAAGGGUUCAUGACUAUAGAUGAAUACAAUAGUAAGUUUGGGGAACUUUAUAAGUUCUCAAGAAUAAGUCAAGGUGCCCCUGAGUCUUAUGAAGGCUGGAAAUGCGUCAAAUACGAAGUAGGGCUAAAAGAAGAUAUCAGGCGUGUUGUGGCUCCAUUGAAGAUUAGGAGAUUCUCUGAAUUGGUGGACAAUGCGAGGGUUGUUGAAGAAUACGCAAAGACGGUAGCCUCGUCAAGGGACACUCAUGGAGGAAACACUAGUACAGAACACACUGAUUACCCCGGACCAAGGGGAUAG
Molecule: messenger RNA, 612 nt
Organism: Arachis ipaensis
Lineage: Eukaryota; Viridiplantae; Streptophyta; Magnoliopsida; Fabales; Fabaceae
Source: RefSeq, a predicted model, not a curated record